This is a messenger RNA of Ogataea philodendri, 450 nucleotides long. RefSeq lists its product as uncharacterized. Gene Ontology annotation, biological process: regulation of actin filament polymerization; Arp2/3 complex-mediated actin nucleation. Lineage: Eukaryota; Fungi; Ascomycota; Pichiomycetes; Pichiales; Pichiaceae. The record is from RefSeq and is a predicted model, not a curated record. Gene Ontology annotation, cellular component: actin cytoskeleton; cytoplasm; Arp2/3 protein complex. Gene Ontology annotation, molecular function: actin filament binding. The transcript has a single exon. Bases 1 to 450 code for a protein of 149 amino acids.
AUGGACAGCUGGAGAAGAAUAGACAUUGACCAAUACGACCCGGACUACCAGUACGAGGCGGACCCAAUUGACGCCCCAGCAUACACGGUGCAGCAGCUGGAGCCGCUUCUGGGCGAAAUCCGCGGCAGUAUCUCCAGAGGCGACUCCGUCGGAGCCAUCAAGCUGUGUGUUGCUGACCCUCCGUACGGGUCGGACGCCGCCGCAAAGACCGCCUACUUGCAGUCGGUGUUGAGCGUGCUGGUUUCUGUGAAACAGACCGAGAUCCCGAACAUUGUGAAAGGUCUGGACGUUGACGAAACAGACACCCUGGUGAAACUUUUGUAUUCGCUCAUGAGCCUCAAAGAGGGCCAGAAAUCGGGAGGAGCGCUGCUCGGAUGGUUCGACAAGGUGGUGGGGAUCGUCGGAGAACGUCCGAUUGUCAGUUAUGUGAACAGUUCCCUGACUUUGUAA